ACUCUCUCUCACAGUGAAAAAAGAAAUCAGAUAGCUGAGGAACUAAGAACCAAACCCUAAUUCAGAAGAAAAAAGGAAAUUUUAGAGCUCCAAAACCAUGGCAUUCCCUUCCCGUCUGCUAUCAAGAUCCAAACAGCUGUAUGGCGGUCAAGCUAUUUCUUCGGUCCGUUACUUUGCCAAAAAAUCUGAAGCAGCUCCUGCGUCACUCAAGGGAGAUGAGAUGUUGAAGAAUGUCUUUUUGGAUGUCAAGAGGAAAUUGGAGACAGCCUUGGGAAUACUUAGGAAAGAGAAGAUUACCAUUGCUCCUGAGGAUCCAGCUGCUGUAUCUCAGUAUGCAAAUGUAAUGAAGACGAUUAGAGAGAAAGCUGAGUUGUUCUCUGAGUCGCAAAGAAUCAAAUACACCAUUGAUACAAGAACAAAGGAUAUUCCAGAUGCUCGGACAUAUUUGUUGACAUUGAAGGAAAUACGAAUUAAGAGAGGUCUCACUGAUGAGCUUGGUGCAGAGGCUAAGAUGAUGGAUGCUUUGGAGAAAAUUGAAAGUGAACUCAAGAAGCCUCUCAUGAGGAAUGAUAAGAAAGGAAUGGCUCUCUUAAUGGCAGAAUUCGAUAAUAUCAAUAAGAAGCUUGGAAUUCGCAAGGAAGAUCUCCCAAAGUAUGAAGAAGAGUUGGAACAGAAAAUUGCCAAAGCACAGCUAGAGGAGCUGAAGAAGGAAGCUCUUGAGGUCAUGGAUACCCAAAAGAAGAGGGAGGAGUUUAAGGAUGAGGCAAUGCCGGAUGCAAAGUCUUUGGACAUCCGAAACUUCAUAUAAAGUGUGUAGUUGAUGAGUUUGAUUUUUGAUGUUGUUCUGACAUAAAGGAGCCCUCCUGCAUAGGAUGUUGUGGUUAUUACCUCAUCUGUUUUGCUAUUCCGUAAUAAAAAAAAGGACCGUCUGCAUUGCAGUACAACCGGCGCAAUUGAGUCCGUACUAUGAUGUUGUUUAUUCAAUUUAGCUGCCAGGAAGAGCUGGGAAUAUGCUGUUGCUGCUUUUGCUAUGAAAUUAUAUUUCAGAAAGUUCACAUUAA
Messenger RNA from Mercurialis annua (annual mercury), 1061 nucleotides. Its product is annotated as probable ATP synthase 24 kDa subunit, mitochondrial. Lineage: Eukaryota; Viridiplantae; Streptophyta; Magnoliopsida; Malpighiales; Euphorbiaceae. Bases 98 to 808 code for a protein of 236 amino acids. The transcript is spliced from 7 exons. Gene Ontology annotation, biological process: pollen development. The record is from RefSeq and is a predicted model, not a curated record.